Maylandia zebra (zebra mbuna) is the source of this 2032-nucleotide messenger RNA. RefSeq names its product mitochondrial poly(A) polymerase (gene mtpap). Gene Ontology annotation, molecular function: poly(A) RNA polymerase activity. Gene Ontology annotation, biological process: RNA 3'-end processing. Gene Ontology annotation, cellular component: mitochondrion. NCBI's taxonomy places the organism in Eukaryota, Metazoa, Chordata, Actinopteri, Cichliformes, Cichlidae. The record is from RefSeq and is a predicted model, not a curated record.
GGUUGCCGUAGACAGGACCAGCCGCAUGCGCAUUUACGCUUCAUUCCGAAAAACAAUGGCGUCCUCCUUUGCUGUGUGCAGGUUACAUAUGAGAGGAAGGGCCAGCCUCGCGAAGUGCCUACAGAAAACCGACGCGUUUCUUCACAGAAGUAUAGGAACAGACGUCGUUAUUGCCCGAGCUGAGGCCACUCGAAGUGACGAAAGUGAUGAAAAGAAUGGAAGGAAGUCUCUGCACACUCUCCACAUGGAGAGACAAGAACAAGCAGAGAGGUCCGUUCUCAUCAGCUGUCAGUCCAGUACCAAUGAGAAAAAGUUCCUCAAGUAUUUAUCAAAACAUGGAGAAAUCAAUAAAUACUUCUUUUAUGAAAGCUAUGGAGUGUAUGCUGUAGUGGAGUUUGCCAACCAGGAAAGUGUUACGUCUUUACUUGAAGGGGUGGCAAUUCCUGGUGGCAGCCACGAAUCCGCAGUGCCUUUCAAAUCCAGACUGUUGUCACUCAGAAACCUCGGCUCAGUGGACUCAUCAAACCAACUGUCAGGCCGGCAGUGCCAACCUCAGACCACUAUUCCCAUCAAUGAGCUAAUAAAGAGACUUUCCAGAGAAGAGAGUAUAGACAAGCAGAUAAGCUCCUUGACUGAAGCCUAUCAACUCACAGAGGAGAACAGCAGGCUGCGUUUCCUCGUCUGUUCCCUACUCAAGGAUAUUGCUACCGCUUAUUUUCCAGAAUGCACCAUCAAACCCUUUGGCUCAUCAGUGAAUGGCUUUGGAAAGCUUGGCUGUGACCUGGAUAUGUUGCUGGAUCUGGACAGCAUCACUGGACGCAAUGUGAAACUGCCUAAGUCAGGCCUCUCCCUGGAGUACCAGAUGAAGCGGGCCAAUUCAGAGCGAGCCGUUACUCAGAGCAUCCUGUCUGUGAUCGGGGAGUGCGUCGACCAGUUUGGGCCCGGCUGCGUGGGGGUACAGAAAAUUCUCAACGCACGGUGCCCUCUGGUCCGUUUCGCCCACCAGCCGUCUGGCUUUCAGUGUGACCUCACAGCCAACAACAGGGUGGCGAUGAAGAGCACAGAGUUGCUCUACCUGUAUGGAGAGCUGGACCCUCGGGUGCGCAGCCUGGUGUUCACUGUACGCUGCUGGGCCCGAGCUCACGGAGUCACCAGUAGCAUCCCCGGGGCCUGGAUCACCAACUUCUCCCUCACUGUCAUGGUGCUGUUCUUCCUGCAGAAGAGGACUCCUCCCAUCAUCCCCACACUGGACCACCUGCGGGACCUCGCAGGCCCCGGGGACAAGACCGUGAUCGAGGGGAACGACUGCACAUUUGUCAGCGACUUCAACAAGAUCCAGCUUCAGAGCAACACAGAGACGCUAGAGCAACUGCUGGGUGAGUUCUUCGAGUUCUACGCCACCUUCCCAUUCAGCCGGAUGUCCAUAAAUAUCAGAAAGGGCAAGGAGCAGAACAAACCAGAGGUGGCCCCGCUGCACAUCCAGAACCCGUUUGAAACCUCUUUAAACGUCAGCAAGAACGUCAACGCCAGCCAACUCGACCGAUUCGUGGCUUUGUGUCAGGAGAGCGCCUGGCUGCUCCAGCAGAGUGAAACCAGCACACCAAGAGGUGGUGGUGCGGGAGGCGAAGGUGCACCCACACCUUGGGGACUCGCUACCCUCCUUCUGCCUUCGCAGGUCGCAGGGAUCAAAAGUCGCAAGAAAAGGAGGAGGGAGCCGGCCAGUGAAAGGAUCAAGGGCUUGCUAGAAUCAUUAAAAAAUAAAAAUCAACUAAAGAAGAGCUAGAAGGACUCUUCCAUGUCUCCACGCUCUUGUCAGGACUUCAACCUCCUCAGUGUUGCUGUGUGAUGCUUCACUGUGAAGGUGAGAGAAGAGGCUCCAGGAACUGGACUGUAGUUCCAAACAUGGACACUGGAGGGUGUUAGUGAGACCUAUAAGUGCAUAUGUUUUGGGACCUGAAAUAAGGGAGUCUUGGCCAUGUAGGCUGUAGACUUUCCCACUCUGUUGUGAUUAAAGACAAUACUGUGUAAUUCA